Molecule: messenger RNA, 3279 nt
Organism: Sclerotinia sclerotiorum 1980 UF-70
Lineage: Eukaryota; Fungi; Ascomycota; Leotiomycetes; Helotiales; Sclerotiniaceae
Exons: 3
Coding region: 1-3279 (1092 amino acids)
Biological process (GO): phosphorylation; phosphorelay signal transduction system
Molecular function (GO): phosphorelay sensor kinase activity
Source: RefSeq, a predicted model, not a curated record
AUGUGGGGAGAUUACAAUGCUAUCGUUUACAAUGAACCAUAUGCUCAGAUUAUUGGACAUAAACACCCUGCAUUACAAGGUCAGGAUCCAAGUGUUGCAUUUGCUGAGAUUUGGGACUCUCUCGACCCAUUAAUUGAAGGAAUCAAAGAUACAGGCCAAGGAUUUAUUCAACAUGAUGCUCUUUUUUUCCUUGAUCGACGCGGCUUUGAGGAGGAAACUUAUUUUAAUUAUACAUACCUACCGGUCGUUUGUGAUGAAGGGUAUGUCAUUGCUACACAUGCAACAGUCAAUGAGACCACACGCCAAGUUCUUGCUGAUAGACGAAUGACUAUCAUUCGUGCUCUCGGCGAGCGAUUAUCUAAUGCUAAAACCAUUGGUGAUCUUUGGAAUCAUUUGAUCCAUGGCAUUGAGUUCGCCGAGAAGGACGCGCCUUUUUGCUUCUUGUAUUCAGUUUCCGAAUCAUCUGAAGCAUCAAAUAUACUUCCAUCAACAGUACCUUCGCCAUCCAUGCAUUGCGUUUUUGAAGGUUCUGUUGGCAUACCCGAGGGUCAUCCCAUUGCACCUUCAAGCUUUGAUGCAGCAUAUGAUCAAAACUGCCUAAAUAAAGCAUUCAAUCAAGCUAGGAAUGAAAUGAAAACUAUCCUGGUGCCUGUCGACUCCGAGAUGAAACAAAAUUUUAGCGGAAUAAAGUUUCGAGGAUUUGGCGAACCAACUCACAUAGUUGUUUGCCCAAUAAUGGAUUCUGAGAAACAAAGUGUGCUUGCUUUUCUUGCUAUUGGAUUGAAUCCUCGAGCACCUUAUGAUAAAGAUUAUCAAGAGUGGAUACAGAUGUUGUCACAGCAGGUUACGACUCCUCAAGUGUCUGCUAUUAUACUCCGACAGGAAGUCGAAAGACGUUUAGCACUUGCUAAACAGGAAGCGUUAGAUCGGGCAAUUUUGUCACAGCAACUUAACGAGAGUGAAACGAAUUUUGCACGAUUUGCAACAAGAACCCCUGUUGGGCUCGCAAUAUUAACUGUUGAUGGAGUUGCCCUGACAGCAAAUGACCUAUGGAAAUCCCAAACGAAACUGGAGAUUGGAAGCUCGCAAGUAAAUUGGGAAGAAGUCUUAAUGCCUGGAGAAUACGAACGUGUGAGGAAAGCCUGGUCGCAGAUUGUUCAUGAGAAGAAGCCUGGCACUUUUCAAACGCGAAUUGAUAAACCAUGGAAAGCUCCGGAGCUGAAUGCUGAUGGUGAAGAGCAGUGGUCAGAAACUCAUCUAAUGCUUGCUUGGUUCCCAGACCUUGACGAGGAAGGUAAUGUUUCUACAAUUAUGAGUUGCAUCACAGAAAUCUCCGAAUUGAAAUGGACGGAAAAUCAAUUACGAGCUAGAAUGGAACAAGCUUUGGAGAUGAAGAAGCAGCAAGAAAGGUUUAUUGAUAUGACCUCCCAUGAAAUGCGUAACCCGCUGUCUGCAUUGAUCGGCUGCGCCGAUGAAAUUCUCUCCUCGUUGCACGAAUACAAAAACGCGAUGAAAAGUUUCAGUAGAGCUAGAAGAAUCCGCGAAUUGUUGUCCACCGAGUUACCAGCGUAUCUAAUAGAUGAUGCCAUAGAAGCUACAGAUACGAUUAUCUACUGUGCCAUGCAUCAAAAGCGCAUUAUUGACGACAUAUUGACUCUUUCCAGGUUAGACAGCAAUCUUCUCGUCGUAUCCCCCGAAGCUUCUCAACCAGUGCAUAUCAUUCAAAGUGCUCUCAAGAUGUUCGAAUCCGAACUCAAGCAGGCCGACACAAAAUUAAAUUUCAUCCAAGAUAAUUCUAUUAAAGAUUUGAAGGUACAUUGGACCUUAUUAGAUCCAAGCAGAGUCCUUCAAGUCCUUCUAAACCUUAUGACCAACGCCAUAAAAUUCACCCGCACAGAACCAGUCCGUCAGAUAACAGUCACCAUGGCUGCCUCUCUCUCAAAACCUUCUUCCCAAAGAUCUAUUGUCGAAUAUGUACCUAAACGACGCGAAAGUUCUGAUCAAACCGUUAAAGGCGAAUGGGGAAAUGGCGAAAUCCUUUACAUUUCCAUCACCGUUACGGAUUCCGGUCGAGGUCUCUCAGAAAAAGAAAAAGCAAACCUUUUUCAUCUGUUUAUGCAGGCGUCCCCAAAAACUCACGUACAAUAUGGCGGAAGUGGAUUAGGUCUUUUUAUCUCGAGACAACUUACUGAGAUGCAAGGCGGGGAGAUUGGUGUUCAUAGCGAAAAAGGAAAAGGGAGCACGUUUCAAUUUUAUGUUAAGACGAGGAGGACGUCGCCGCCGCUUGAUUUGGAAGCUGCGGAAGAUGGUAUUAAGAAGGAUUUACAAAUGACGUUGAGGGAAGACGCACUGAGGGAGGCGUGUGGAUUCGAAAUUUCGGGAUUGAGUCAUGAUAAUCUUAUGCAUGACCAUAGUGAAGUGACGGUGAGGGAUAAUGAUGCGAAAAUACCGAUAAGGCCAUUGCCGGUUAAGAAGACAAGCUUUGGGUUGUCCAGUCCGAAUUUGAUGAAUGGGAUUGAGAAGGAAAGGGGUGAAGGUGCAGAACAGGAACAGGGACAUGGAAGGCAAGAGGAACAGGAUAAUCAACUACAAGUACUGGUUGUCGAGGAUAAUUUAUUGAAUCAAAAAGUGUUGGUUAAGAGUUUGAAAAAAGAAGGGUUUGGUGUUAGUGUUGCGAAUCACGGUGGGGAGGCCUUGGAAUUCCUCAAGAAGACAAAAUUUUGGGUUGGUGAUGGUGAUAGUAGGGAGAUAUCGAAAAAGCAACUAAACCUCAUAUUAAUGGAUUUAGAAAUGCCAAUUAUGGAUGGUAUUACAUGCGUAAAACAGAUUCGAGCAUGGGAACGUAGAGGGGCGGUAAGAGGUCAUGUGCCAAUUAUUGCCGUAACGGCUAAUGCGAGAAAAGAUCAAAUAAUGAGCACGAUAGAUGCGGGAAUGGAUGAUGUAACGACGAAACCUUAUCGUAUUCAGGAUAUGCUGGGUCAGAUUGAGAGAUUGGUUAUUAGGUAUUCUGAAAGCGGGGGUGGAAGGGGAAGUAGGGAGGAGAUGGACUCUGGUACUUUGAACGAGAGUGUGAGGAUCCUGAGUGAGGAUAGAGGUAUGGAUAGGGAAAGUGAGGAUAGGGUGAGUACGGGUAAGAGUAUGGGAAUGGGUAUGCAAAGUCAAAAAAAGAAUACCCGGAAGAAAGAUAGGGACACACAAACACGCAAGGCUAGUACUUCGACGACAUCAACAUCUACAACCAAGACUCCGAAUACGAAUCCAUCAACCGCAAGUCCUUAA